Saxophila tyrrhenica is the source of this 1254-nucleotide messenger RNA. RefSeq lists its product as uncharacterized. The record is from RefSeq and is a predicted model, not a curated record. Bases 1 to 1254 code for a protein of 417 amino acids. The transcript is spliced from 3 exons. Gene Ontology annotation, biological process: NADPH regeneration. Gene Ontology annotation, cellular component: cytoplasm. Lineage: Eukaryota; Fungi; Ascomycota; Dothideomycetes; Mycosphaerellales; Extremaceae. Gene Ontology annotation, molecular function: oxidoreductase activity; nucleotide binding.
AUGCUGCUGAACCUUCUUGCUCUUCGCCAAUACCAGCAACAAUCGGCCACUGCAGUCUUCUUCCAAAAGUUCAUAGCUUCCGCCCUCUCACCGCUCACAUCCCAAUCUCCUCCGUCCGCUCCGACACCGAGUCGUUCAUCUACUCCUCCAGAAACAGCGGCCAUGGCCCAGCCUCUCCGCAAACUCCGCGUCGCCGUCUCUGGCCUUGGCCGCAUGGGCGCCCGUCAUGCUCAGCACUUCCUAGGCAAAACUCCACGAGCCUCCCUCAUCGCCGCCUGCGACCCCAGCCCCAAAUGUCGCGCUUGGGCUGAGACCCAUCUGGCACCCUUCGGCGUCAAUGUCUACAGUUCUUUCGAGGAGAUGUUGGCCAAGGAGGACAUUGACGCCGUUGUCAUCGCCACCAUCACCACCAUCCACGCGGAGCAGGCAAUCCGAGCUAUCGAAUUGGACAAGCACGUGCUGUGUGAGAAGCCACUUUCCACCAGUGUUGAAAUCAGCCAAAGCGUCUUGGAAGCCGCAAGACGCAAACCUCAUCUCAAAGUGCUGUGCGGCUUCUCACGACGCUUCGAUGCGUCCUACCGGGACGUAGCUGCACGUGUCGGCAAGGGAGACAUCGGCGUCCCGAGCAUCAUCCGCUCUCAGACCUGCGACAAGCUCGACCCCUCAGGCUUCUUCGUCGACUACGCCCAGUAUUCCGGCGGGAUCUUUGUUGACUGCAACGUCCACGACAUUGACCUCACACUCUGGUACUUUGGCGCGGACAGCAUGGUGAAGUCCGUCGCUGCCUUCGGGAUCACAGCCGUCCAGCCCGGCCUACGCAAAUGGGGCGACGUGGACAAUGGCGUCGGCAUCGUCGAGUUCUGGAAUGGCAAGAUUGCGUACUUCUACGGCAGCCGGAUGAUGGCGGCAGGGCAGCACGACAUGACUGAGAUCAUAGGUACGGAGGGGAAGAUGGUGGUGAACGGCAACCCGCAGCAGAAUCUGGUCGAGAUGCACGAGAGUAUUGGAGUGAGAAGAGAAAUCCCGGGCGACUACUUCGGCCGGUUCGGGGAGGCGUUCGUGACCGAGGCGAAUGAGUUUACCGAGUGCUGUCUGGAAAACAAGCCGUUGCCGUUUGGACUGGAGGGAGCGGUCAAGGCGGUGCAGAUUGGAAGUGCGCUGCAGGAGAGUUUGCGAAGUGGGAAGAAGAUCGAGUUUGACGAGAGUGGGAGGAGGAUUGGUGGUGAAGAGAAGGUCCCGAGGGCUAAGCUCUAG